GGCCCUUUGCGGCGCGUAGUUUGCAUCCCCGAUCGAAAGGAAAAAUUAUUUGAUUGCGAACAUUUUCGAUUAAAAUUCUUUUUACAAUCAAACAGGAUGCUUUCACGUGUAGCAUUGUUAUCUGCUGCCCAACGACCAGCAGCUUUAGCCUUGAUCCGAGGAACAUCCACAACACCUCUUCCAGGCUUUGAACGACCGGUUCGUGCUGAAUAUGGUGGCAAGGUUCGCAUGGGAUUCAUUCCAGACGAAUGGUUUCAAUUCUUUUACCCAAAAACAGGUGUCACUGGACCUUACGUCUUUGGUACAGGAUUGAUAACAUAUUUAUGUUCAAAAGAAAUAUUUGUGAUGGAGCAUGAAUUUUAUUCCGGUAUAUCAUUGUUCAUUAUGGUCUUCUUCGCCACUAAGAAAUUCGGUCCUGCUCUUGCUGAAUAUUUGGACAAAGAAAUUGAUAAAGUAGAAGAUGACUGUAAUGCCGGUCGUAUAGAAGAAGAGAAGUCCUUAACUGAUGCCAUUGAAAGUGAAAAGAAGGAGCAAUGGCGUGCUGAGGGACAAAUGCUUCUCUUCGAUGCGAAGAAAGAAAAUGUUGCACUUCAACUUGAAGCUGCUUAUCGUGAACGUGCUAUGACUGUAUACAAUGAAGUCAAACGUCGUUUGGAUUACCAAGUUGAACGACAAAACAUUGAUCGUCGCAUCUCGCAGAAAUGGCAAGUCCAAUGGGUGAUUGACAACGUUUUAAAAUCUAUCACACCUGAUCAAGAGACACAGACACUCAACAAAUGCAUCGCUGACUUGGGAGCUCUUGCAUCAGCCCGUAAGUAAAACAUCUUUUGACAACAUCAACAACAGCAACCAAUUCCAUCUCCAGGAUAAUUUUAAAAUCUUAAAAACUUAUAAAUUUCUGUUUCUGAAAGUCACGUCAACUGUGAAUUAAAAUUUGUAUUUUCCUCUUCUUUAGAAGGAGGUAAACCUGUGGAAAAAUGUCAAGAAAUUAUUAAGCCACCCAAAAGCAAAUGUUAGUAAAGUUAAAGUUCGAAGAAAUUUCAAACCGAAAUAAAAUUUUGAAAAUCCAAAUUUGUGU
Clunio marinus is the source of this 1078-nucleotide messenger RNA. The record is from the annotation of a GenBank genome assembly. Lineage: Eukaryota; Metazoa; Arthropoda; Insecta; Diptera; Chironomidae.